Pocillopora meandrina is the source of this 2389-nucleotide messenger RNA. NCBI's taxonomy places the organism in Eukaryota, Metazoa, Cnidaria, Anthozoa, Scleractinia, Pocilloporidae. The record is from the annotation of a GenBank genome assembly.
AGAACAUGCAAAAGUGAUCGUCCUCAGCAAGUAGUAUUCAGCCAAAGAGUACAGGACUACAUUCUGUCAGGUCCCGUAGUCACGACAGAACUAGUUGCUAGUGAUCAAGAGUGCCAGAUGCGAUGCAUUUUGAGUUUUAAGUGUGAUGUUUACAACUUGGGUCCUCUGGAUGAUUCUUUUCGUCGAUCCUGUCAGAUCUUGAGAUAUGACCUCAAGAGUUACAUUGUUAAGCGCCAAAAGGGCUGGAGCUUCCGGGCGAGAAAGGUAGCAUGUUUUAACUUUGGUUUAAAUUUUGAAAAUCAUCGGAGGCGAGAGACCUCAUAGACGACUUUCCCGCAGAUUUCGGAAGGUUGAGUCCGAGCGAAUAUGGAAGGUUGGGUCCGAGCUCUAGCAAUGAUAGUAUCUUUUUAAUUUUUUAUGGAAAAAGACACUUUUCUCUUAGACUCCCUCUCUUGGCAAAGCAAAAUGUAUGGCUGUCAGAAGCUGUAAUUUAAACCUGACGAAAUCCUAAUGAAAGGGCUGAAGUGGGAUGGGAAAGUAACUUCAUUUUGACCAUCAUCCCGUUCACGAGAGUAAGCAGCCGCACUUACAAGUUGUUUCAUGCAUACGAAUACGGUAUAAGCACAGGCUAAGUUUUAUGAAUAGCGUCAGUUCAAAUGAUAUACUGAAACCACAAGUAGGUGGUUUUUAACAUUCUAAGAAAGAAAACUAAUCUAAGUCCCACCCAAAAGCUACUCUUCUCAAUUGAAUGAAUGUUUUUCAACACUGAGGCGUUACUUCCGAAAUAACUUUUGUAAUGUUAAAUCCCGAGAGGGCAGUACAUAUUAUUGGGAAUAGAUAUUGAUCCCUUUUCAAACGAGCUUUAUUUGAAGAUCUAACUGAAGAUGUCGAUGAGAACUUCAAGACGGUGUCAUAGUGGCCUUUAUAAACAAAAUAAUUUCCCUUAACCACAGAGAGAUCUUUUUAACUAUAAAUGUUUUAUUUUGCGCUAUUAAUGCGUCAUAGAUAUAUUUCCCCUUUCUGUAUACCAACAUCUUAUUUAUUUUCACAGUGCACUUGUUCUCCUUGUUUGAAUGGUGGUAUUUGUUUCUCUAUUGAUGAAGCCAACACACCGCGUUGUGCUUGCACGAGUAACUGGAGAGGUCCUAUAUGCGCUGAAACAAUCGGUGAGUAAACCAUUAGACACACACUGUAAGUGUACGCCUAGUGUCACAAAUGCUGUGUCAUUUUAUGUACCUGAAUAUAGAAUAGUGUAACAAGUACAAGGCUGUACUGCGCUUUAUCCUCGAGUCUCGAAACAUUCGCAUGUGUAUGUGGACAUGAAGUAUUUAACAUCAUAGACAAAAUUCAGUUUCCGUGAUGUCCGUAACAUAAAUAUGUUCCUUUACAAAUUUGAAUAGCACAACCUCAGUUUGAAAGCUAAUUUGAGACCAUAGUUGACAAGUUUUCAACCAGAAUAUUGAGGUAACAGAUGUGAUACAGCCAUUUUGCUCUCGCACUGGAAAGAUCUGAAGUCAUACCAAAGGCUACGCAAGGAACCCAACUGACUAAAUCAGAAAACUGUGUUCGUCUUGUCGCGUUAUUACAUCCGUUGCUGUUCAAUUUUCAUAGACAUUGAUUCACAAAUAGAUCCCAUGUAGUCUUACGUCUGUUCAGUAAUAAAUCAUAGAUGAUGUCAAAUUGUGGUAGAGUGUCACUGAUGUUCUUACCACAUAUUGACGUCUUCUAUGAUCUAUUACUAUACAGACUCACGGCAACAUGGCAUUUAUUUGUAUUAUAUGAUAACAAAGCAAACUGUUGUUAGUGGUGACGUCAUCUAUGCGCCUGUCUUCCAAUAGAUCGUAAGUAAGAACCAAUUAAAAGGCGUGUAUCAUCCAUUUAAAUAUAUUAUAGACAGUUACUCAUUCUAACUUUUCUUUAAAUAUAGCUUUUAUUGCAACUAAUUUCUUAGACCAGAGUAUAAGUUGCGAAUAUAAUUUGCCGGUUUCCAGGUUGCAGAAAUGACUGGAAAAACUACAGUAUAUUUUGCUACAAAAUGUUCAAAACGGAAAAAGUGACAUUUUUCGAGGCUAAUUCCAGCUGUAUAAACGAAGAUGCUGAACUGGUUUCAAUUGAGGACUUUGAAGAAUUACGUUUUCUUGACGAGCUCUUAAGGCAGGAGGGUGUCGAAAAGAUAUACGUGGGUAUGACUGACAUUGCAGAAGAAGAUCGAUGGGUGUGGAUGGAUGGUAGUCCUGUCACUUUGGAUCCCCUGUGGCACGGAAAUCACCCGGAUGGUGGUACAAAGGAAAAUUGUGGGGAGUAUGUAGAGAAUCAUGGCUUCCAUGACAAAAAAUGUGAAAAAGAUAGGAGAUAUUACGUUUGUAAAUACUCGUUGUAUCGCCCGUAA